AUAAAAUAAAAUAAAACAUGUUUAAAUCAAAGUUAGGGAACACGUGUAAUGCGUCACUCCCGGAGUCGACAGUAACGUGAUGACGUCUCGUACGUCCUGACGUCAUCACGCUCCCCACGCCGCUCACGUUGAGCUGAAGCUCUUCACAUGUUUCUGUUUCCCGGCUCUCUGAAAGAUGUCGGUGUUUCACGACGAGGUGGAGAUCGAGGACUUUGAGUUUGAUGAAGAGACGGAGAUGUAUUACUUCCCGUGUCCCUGCGGAGACAGAUUCUGUAUCUCUAAGGAGGAUCUGGAGAACGGAGAGGAGACAGCGACCUGUCCGAGCUGCUCGCUGAUAGUCAAAGUGGUUUAUGAUCAGGAUUUGUUUUUGUCCGGAGAGAUCAUCGCCGCUCCGUCAGAAAGCAAACUGGAGCUGCUUCAGUCCUGACCCCCUCUUCAUCAUCCUCUUCAUCAUCCUCCUCCUCUUCAUCCUCAGAUAAACACCUUUAUUUUUAUCCUGCCUGAUUCCAGUUUUAUUCUGAAAGUACGGUGCGUUCAGGUGCUGCUGGGACUCUGAGCGCUCCUCUAACAGUACGGUGCGUUCAGGUGCUGCUGGGACUCUGAGCGCUCCUCUAACAGUACGGUGCGUUCAGGUGCUGCUGGGACUCUGAGCGCUCCUCUAACAGUACGGUGCGUUCAGGUGCUGCUGGGACUCUGAGCGCUCCUCUGACAGGACGGUGCGUUCAGGUGCUGCUGGGACGAGCGCUCCUCUGACAGGACGGUGCUUUCAGGUGCUGCUGGGACUCUGAGCGCUCCUCUGACAGUACGGUGCAUUCAGGUGCUGCUGGGACUCUGAGCGCUCCUCUGACAGGACGGUGCGUUCAGGUGCUGCUGGGACUCUGAGCGCUCCUCUGACAGUACGGUGCGUUCAGGUGCUGCUGGGACUCUGAGCGCUCCUCUGACAGGACGGUGCUUUCAGGUGCUGCUGGGACUCUGAGCGCUCCUCUGACAGUACGGUGCAUUCAGGUGCUGCUGGGACUCUGAGCGCUCUGACAGGAAACUGUACAUACUGAGAAUAUAGUUAAUAUGUAAUUUAAAGUGAAAGUUUGAACAGAAUAAUAAACUCCUCAGCUCUGA
This is a messenger RNA of Trematomus bernacchii (emerald rockcod), 1116 nucleotides long. RefSeq names its product diphthamide biosynthesis 3 (gene dph3). Gene Ontology annotation, molecular function: metal ion binding. The record is from RefSeq and is a predicted model, not a curated record. Bases 176 to 427 code for a protein of 83 amino acids. Gene Ontology annotation, biological process: protein histidyl modification to diphthamide. The transcript is spliced from 3 exons. NCBI's taxonomy places the organism in Eukaryota, Metazoa, Chordata, Actinopteri, Perciformes, Nototheniidae.